Molecule: messenger RNA, 1050 nt
Organism: Ectocarpus sp. CCAP 1310/34
Lineage: Eukaryota; Phaeophyceae; Ectocarpales; Ectocarpaceae
Source: the annotation of a GenBank genome assembly
AUGAUGGUGACGGUCGCAGAGGCCCUGUGGGACAUGCUCUACGCUGACGACGCGGCCAUCGUCUCGCUCACGCCGGAGAGCCUCGAAAAGAUGAUGUCCAUCAUCGUGCGCGUGGCCGGCCUGUUCGGACUGAUGGUAUCGGAGCCAAAGACGGAGAUCAUGUGCAUGCUACCGAAAGGGCUGGGGGAACGCCCGUUCGCGGUCAGCGCCGCUGGCCAGACGUACAAGCAGACAGAUCGGUUUGUGUACCUCGGACGUACCAUCUGCGCGGAUGGGAAGGUCGACCGGGAGAUCACGAGCCGCAUCUGCCGAGCAUGGAAGUGCUACCGCCGGAACAGCACUUCGAUGUACGACAGGAAACGGGCCAACCGCCAGCUCAAGAUCCGACUACUCCAGGCUGAAGUGGUGCAGACCCUCCUAUACGGGUGCGCCUCGUGGAGCCUGGCAGCGGAGCACUACACCAAGCUGAAUGGGACCCACCGCCAGUUCCUGACACGGUGUAUCGGCUGGAGCAAGCGGAAGCGCUCAGACCGACCCCUGUCCUACGCCCAGGCCCUCAUCCAGGCCGGCUGCGAGGAAACCAUCGAGGCCACCGUGCGCAAACGGAGGCUGUGUUUUGCGGGCUUCGUUAUGCGCAUGGAGGACAACCGCCUCCCCAAGCGCAUGCUGCUGGGAGCGAUGGCGGGGGGUACCGGAUACCGGGGCGGGCAGGAGAGCGACUGGGUGUAUCGCCUAGGAGAGGACCUCGUGGCGUUUGGCAUGAAAGAGGAGAAGGAGGGGGGGAGAUGGAAAGAGAGCGCCAAGGACCAGGAGGCGUGGUACGACAAGAUCGAGGACGGGGCGGCAUGGUUCAUGAGGAAAUGGCACAGACAGGAGGCGGAAGCAUCCGCGAAGCGCCAACGCCAGCGCGCGGAGGAAGCAGAGACGGAGAGUAUACGGCCGCCCCGGGCCCGAAGAGAAAGAGAAUCGGGGAAGCGGCGGGGNGGUACCGGACACCGGGACGGGCAGGAGAGCGACUGGGUGUAUCGCCUAGGAGAGGACCUCGUGGCG